AUGAACACUGUGCGUGACUUGCUCUGGGAAGGUAAAAUCAAUGUUCAGAUAUACCUGCACAACUCAAUAUUAAUUAGUAAACAACAUAGUUCUUCUCAGAACUCUAAUUACCAUGUGUCAGAUAAGCCAUAUUUAAAUUUGAGAUUGCCUAGAGAAGCAUACUUACCUAUGUAUUUAACACAAAUUCUCAAGUACUUACAAUUAUAUUUAGUGUCUGAUGAUAUUGAUCAUAUGUCUUCUCGUUGCUGGUUCACCUUUGAAAAUAAAGUAUUACCAUGGUUUUUGCCUAUUGGUGUCAUGUUUGAUAUAACAAUGGCAUCAGUAAUAAUAUCUAGAGACUCUAAAAAUUAUGCCAAGUUUACAAAUAAUAUAAUUAAUGUAUGGCCUAUUACAUUACAUUAUAUAGAUUCAAAUAAAACAAAUGAAGAAAUAUCUAGUGGUGUAAUUCCAUUGAUUGAUGGGGAAAAACAAGUAGAAUCUUACUGGAUGCAUAGGUGGAAGCAAGCGUGUUUCAUCAUGACAGGUUCUUCUAAGUUACUAAUGUCUUUGAGUAGAAAUGAUACAGUUGCAUUUUGGAAUUCAGUAAAGAGUAGAAAUAGUAUACAAUUUCAAAAAAUUUCCAAGAGUAUAAUCCCUUCAACAAUACUAGGAUUUAGAAUGGUUCCUAUUCAAUUUCAUAUGGUAAACUCUAUAAAUAAUGAAUUUAUGGGUCCUAUCCAACCUGUUCUAAAAUUUAAUACCUCAAAUGAUAGUUAUGAUGGACUUGAAGAUAUAACACUAAAGGACCCAGUAUCAAAAGAAUUCCCAGAUUUAUUUGAUAAGAAUGGAAAUUUCAAUGCUGUAUUAUUAGCACAAGGUAUUAUACUCCAGCUAGACGAAUCUAUUUAUACACUAUACACAUCUUUAUUAAGCAUAGACGGUUUUCUUCACAUAAUAAUUGCAUAUAAUUGA
Molecule: messenger RNA, 951 nt
Organism: Arxiozyma heterogenica
Lineage: Eukaryota; Fungi; Ascomycota; Saccharomycetes; Saccharomycetales; Saccharomycetaceae
Gene: ATG5
Product: Atg5p
Exons: 1
Coding region: 1-951 (316 amino acids)
Biological process (GO): cellular response to nitrogen starvation; nucleophagy; autophagosome assembly
Cellular component (GO): phagophore assembly site membrane; cytoplasm; Atg12-Atg5-Atg16 complex
Molecular function (GO): Atg8-family ligase activity
Source: RefSeq, a predicted model, not a curated record